This is a messenger RNA of Ruditapes philippinarum (Manila clam), 1440 nucleotides long. RefSeq lists its product as uncharacterized. NCBI's taxonomy places the organism in Eukaryota, Metazoa, Mollusca, Bivalvia, Venerida, Veneridae. The transcript has a single exon. The coding region runs from base 1 to 1440 and encodes 479 amino acids. The record is from RefSeq and is a predicted model, not a curated record.
AUGGAAACUGUUCUAGAAAAUUUGGAUUUUUUUACCGAUGACGUCAGCGACUUUAAAAAUGAUCUUCAACGAAAACUUACUCAAGUCGGGCAGUCACGUGAUCAGGAAAGAAACAAGAUAACUCGAACAACUGAGUCAAUGAAGCUAGCUAUUAAAAAAUCAGAAGAUAAACUUUUAACAGAAAAUGCCGAAUUGUUUACUGCCUAUGAACAUAAUUUACGAAAAAGUAUUGAAGCAAUAUCGCAAGUUGAGAAGGAAAUUACUUCCGUUCGUUCCCAAGCAGAUGACUGUCUUACUUCCGGUACAGCUGUUGGAUCGUCUGAGGACAGAAUGAUUUAUAACAAGUUUGAUUCUCUGCAGAAUCGUUUAGCUAGUCUCCAGAAGGGUGUGGCGCAGCCUGUAUUUCAACCUUGUGAAGAGGAUUUGGUGAUUGUUAAGAAUAUUGAUGUGGGGAAAUUUGAGAUAUCGGGUGCGAACAUUGCGCCACCUAUUAUUGGGUUUCCUACUAAACGCAUCGUAGACAUGUAUUCUUGUUUUAUAACUGGAUUUCUUUGGUUCAAUCACAUGUUUGUCGUGUCGGACAAAACAAACAAGAAGGUGAAAUACUUCACAGAACACGGCGACUUUCUCUGUGAAUUACUGUUUACCGACGCAUCGCCAUACGGAAUUUGUCAUAUGAAGGACACUUGGGUAGCCAUUGCUUUGCCGAAAGUUAGACAGAUUUACAUCGCACGAUUAAACAACAUGAAAGCAGAAAUACUUAACAAUUUUCGAACUGAUGUGGGUUAUGCCGGUUUAGGUAAAGGACAUGACGGGAAUACUUUGAUUGCAAGUAUGGCGUCAAAUACGCCGGGUGAAUCACACGUUGAUAUUAUUAGUUUCAAAGGAGAAGUUUUGAUGUCUUUUAAAAACGACCCGCAACUUCCGGCACCUAUCUUUAACUUUCCAAGGUAUGUAGAAGCAUUUCAAGGAGCGCUCAUCAUAUCUGACUGGAGAAAAGAUUGCGUCAUUUUCUUGCACGCAGUAAGCGGAAGUGUUCUAAAGGAAUAUCGCGGAACGAAAGAAAGUCCUCUGAUAAACCCGUAUGACAUUAGCUUGGAUAAGCUGGGGAAUGUUUAUGUUCUAAACGGUAAAGAUGGCACUGUCCAUGUUGUUGACACGCAAUGUACUCUGACUGACAUCAUUAGGGACACAUCAGAGUUGCUAAACCCUAGACUCUUAGCCUACAACGACGAAGCUGGACUCUUAGCAGUCACGUAUGGAGCUGGUGAUAUAAAAACGUAUUAUCACCGCGUACCGUUGCCGCAGACAGCAAAACCAUCUAUCUCGUCACAUGAUACCUCGGCGUCACAUCAUACCCCGACGUCACAUCAUACCCCGGCGUUUCUUUCCCCUCCAAAUUCGGAUGCAAAUACACGAAGUCAUUCACCGGCGUUUUAA